Molecule: messenger RNA, 5175 nt
Organism: Gekko japonicus
Lineage: Eukaryota; Metazoa; Chordata; Lepidosauria; Squamata; Gekkonidae
Gene: FMN2
Product: formin 2
Exons: 19
Coding region: 1-5175 (1724 amino acids)
Biological process (GO): intracellular transport
Cellular component (GO): endoplasmic reticulum membrane; nucleus; cytoplasm
Source: RefSeq, a predicted model, not a curated record
AUGCAAGAGUUUCAGACAGUGCAGAAAGAGGUCUCCGUUGUCAAGGAAUUAUUAUUCACACCUAUCAAAGACAGCCGGGAGUGUAGCAGGCUGAGUCUGAAAAGGCAAUGGUGCCAUGAGCUACCAUUGGAAGGAGCUGUCUGCAGCUCUUGGUGCUCUACUGAGCAUGUCCCAGAGGAGUCCUGUGCUAGCAGCACAUUAUGCAAAAAGGCAGCUCGAGCAGCUGGGAGAGAGGCAGAGCAAGCCUUUGGUCCGCUUGCAUCACCACCGCUCGAAAACAAGCCUGGAUUACUCUGGCUGCCGGGCCAGCUGAAUGAAGCCGAGCGGCAUGGCUUGAUUUCUGACGUAGCAGGACUGCUAAACAACAUGGGGAACCAGGAUGGAAAGCAGAAGAGGAAUGCAGGUGAUGUGCAUGAAGGGGGUGAGGAUGCUUCUGGGCCCAGGGAUGUGGAGGGCACAAAGAAGGGAGCAGGAAGCAAAAAGGGACUGGGGAGGCAUGGCAAAGGGAGUGAAUCCGGCAAAAAGAAGGGGAAGUCAGAGUCCAGGGCGUCUGUGUUUUCCAAUCUGAGGAUCAGGAAAAAUCUGUCCAAGGCUAAAGAUGGAAACAGCAGCUCAAGAGAGGAUGUUUUAGAAAGCCAGGCCUCGCAAACGGGGGAGCUGGACAGCGCUCAUUCGAUUCUUAGCAAAACUCCUGAUAUAAGCAUUUCUGCCGAUGAAGGGGGGCUCUCCGACACAGAUGUGGACCAUUUUGAGAUUACAAAUGAAACGCGUCCAGCUGCUGCGGAGCCGCAGGAUGGACAAAGGACCAGCUCCGGCUCAGAUACGGAUAUAUACAGUUUCCAUUCAGCUACCGAACAAGAGGAUUUGCUUUCCGAUAUCCAGCAGGCUAUUAGACUGCAACUGCAGCAGCAGCAGCAGGGGGCAAUUAACAUUGGAACUGAGCAGCAUGGCACCAAAACAAUGGAUCUACACAUGGCUAAUUCUCAAGCUACCCCCUUAGAUUUUGAAAGGUUUCUUUCUCUAAGCAGCGACAAAGACAGCAGUCCAGAUACUGAGCAGGCUGUCUCGGCAAAAUCGGAAAUUACAGGCUAUAUCCCCACUGGUGGUACCGAAUGUGGAGUGAAGGAAGAGGCCAAUAACAUGGGCUAUCCCUGCAGCAGUGUGUUUGAUAUGGAGGAGCACAGACGAUUGCCAGAGGAGCAGGAGCAGCCUGCUGGUGAAGUUAACGAUUUAAAUGCUGCAGUGGCUGAAAAUGGGACUCUGCUAGACAGUUCUGUGUUUAAUUUUCCGUCCCCAGUAGGUGAGUCCGAGACUGAAGUAGUAGGUGUUGAAUCUGCCAGUUCAGAAAUAGAGGGUGAUAUUGCAGAUGCAGGCCAUGGUCAGGUUGAUGGAGCCAAAGAAAGGAAAUCGAGUGUGUCGGUAAGCAGAGAGGCCGUGGAUGAUGGGUUUUCUGCUGAGAUGAAAAAUAGUACUUUUUCCUCAGAGGACAUCUCGAGCAGUCCUGCGCAUGGUUCCAAAUGUUUCAAGCCUUAUCCUCCCAUAAAUCCAUGCUACAUCAAAACCACCACAAGGCAGUUGAGUUCUCCAAACCACUCACCUUCUUUGUCCCCAUGCCAGAGCCCACUUUUUAAAAGGAGGCGUGAGUCCUCUCAGCGAAAAGUGAGUGACUCAACCAAGAAACAGCGGUCGUCCAGUUUGGCUGGUCCAUUCAGUCGCUCAGCCGACUGGACAGAUGAAAUUUUGGAUCAUAAAGGUGAAAUAGCUCAAAAGUCUGGCUCGGCAGACUUCUUGGAGUACAGGCGGGUGAGAGAUGGCUUUCAAGGAGAGAGGAUGCCUUUGAAUCACUCAAGAAAGACCUCAGGGAUGACACCUUCUAGUGACGCCUUCCCCAAUGUGUUCAGAGGCCGGACUCUUCUGGAAAAGCUGUCCAGCCAGCAGGAAAAUGCACCACAAGAAGAAGCGGAGAAGCUUUGUUCUUGGAUCAUUGCAAUGGGUCUGCUACUCCCCUUCAGUGAUUGCUUCAGAGAGCCAUGCAGUCAAAGUGCACAACAAAGUGCACCAACUUUUGAUCAAGAUCAGCUUUAUACAUGGGCUGCAGUCAACCAACCCACACAUUCAUCAGAUUACAUCGAAGGGCGAUUUCCAAGGAGAAUUCCUUCAGUGUGGCCACCGCCGAAGCCUCCAGAUGAAGAGCAGACAGUGAAACAUACAGAAAAAGACUCCCUGAUCAAACAUGGCAGGCCUGAGAUAAUAAUUAACAAUAAGAAUGGAAUGGAUCCUAAGAAGCAGUUUAUGGAACAGAGCUUCCAUGAACCCAUGUUUUCUACAGCCCUCUGCACCAUCCCAAAUGCUGCUUCUGAGGGCCAAGGAACCUUCAGGAGCAGUGUGGGAUACAGUGCAGAUGUUGUAAUGAAAUCAGAAGAGCGUGCAAAUGAAAUUCAGCGGCUUGAGCAGACCAUACAAGAUCUGAAAUCAAAAAUCGCAGAGUUAGAGAAACAGUUUCCAGCAGCCGAGUUGCCGAUUUCCUCUAGAACUCAGUGGAAUGAAAUCAAACAGCCGACUUCUGAAGGGCUCUCUGAUGCAGAUCUUCAUGAAGAGGAACCACGUACCCUAUCUAAAACAAUAACAGCGAGAUCCGUGCAGACUUCACCAACAGAAGAUUGUUUAAUACACACAAUGCCUUCAGCCAGCACACUGCCACAGCUUCUCCAAGGGGAUGCAAGUCAAGGGCCAACUCAACCAUUGCCAACACUUGAGCCACAAACAACCUUUUGCUCGGAAAUAUCUUUAGUUCUUUCACCAAAACGGAUUUCAGUACAGUUGGAUGCUGCCCAAGAAAAACAUUUGCCACAGCCUUCAGGACUAGAUGCUAAUUUAUUACCUUCUGAGGAAUUUGUAUCAUCCCAUCCACCUCUAAGUACUGAGAGUAUUGCUUGCAGUGAACAUUGCUCGUCCUUAACUUCUCAUCCCAGUUCUAGCUUCCCCACUGGACUACUUAGUUCCCUGCCUGGAGCAGGUGGCUUUUUUUUAACUUCAUCUUCAUCUGGUUCAGGUUUAAUGCCUCCACCACCAUCCCUACCUGCCUCAGGAUUCCCCCCGUCUUCAUCUUGCACAAUGCCACCUCCUGCCCCACCAUUGCCUGGUGAAGGUAUUCCUCCUCCUCCACCACCACCACCUCUGCCUGGAAUGGGCAUGCCUCCUCCUGCCUCUGCUGUGGGUUUUGCAGUUAUCCCUCCUCCGCCUCCUUUGCCCGUGGAUAUCCCACCUCCACCAUGUUUUUCUGGAAUGAGAGUGCCACCCCCUCCACCUUUGCCAGGGGCAGCUAUUCCUCCUGCACCACUGCUGCCUGGCAUGGAUGGUCCACUCUUUUCCUCCCUUCCUCCUGGAAUGCAGGUACCUGCUACAUCCCCACCUUUGGCAAACAUGGGAGUACCACCACCACCACCUUUACCAGGAAUGGGAGUGCCACCACCUCCACCUUUGCCAGACAUGGGGGCACAACCUCCUCCCCAGCCAUUCCUGGGAAUGCCACCCCCUCCCCCACCUCCACCUUUGCCAGGCAUGAGUUUGCCACCCCCUCCCCCACCUUUGCCAGGCAUGGGUGUUCCCCCUCCUCCCCCACCUUUACCUGGUGCAGGUGUUCCCCCUCCUCCCCCACCUUUGCCAGGCGUGGGUGUGCCACCCCCUCCUCCACCUUUGCCUGGAGCUGGAGCUCCUCCUCCUCCCCCACCUUUGCCGGGUAUGGGUGCGCCACCUCCAUUGACUGCUAGCCUUCCACAUGUUUCUGGGUUUCUUCAACCUCCCUUUGCGACUGGUUUGUUUGUAAUGGGGAUGGACCAGGAAAAAGGGAGCAGAAAACAUGCAAUAGAACCUUCUCGACCCAUGAAGCCUCUUUAUUGGACCAGAAUUCAGCUGCAUAAUAAAAGAGAUUCUAGUGCUUCACUUGUGUGGGAAAAAAUUGAAGAGCCUUCCAUAGAUUAUCAUGAAUUUGAAGAACUGUUUUCUAAAACAGCUGUUAAAGAGCGGAAGAAGCCCAUUUCGGACACCAUUGCAAAGACAAAGACCAAGCAGGUUGUCAAAUUGUUGAGCAACAAAAGAUCACAAGCAGUUGGGAUAUUAAUGUCCAGUCUUCACUUAGAUAUGAAAGAUAUACAGCAUGCUGUUGUGAACUUGGAUAACUCUGUGGUUGACUUAGAGACCCUUCAAGCCCUUUAUGAAAAUAGAGCACAAUCUGAUGAACUGGAAAAAAUAGAAAAACAUGGCAAGUCCAGCAAGGAAAAAGAAAAUGCCAAAUCAUUGGACAAGCCUGAACAAUUUCUUUAUGAGCUGUCACUAAUUCCCAACUUCUCAGAACGAGUUUUCUGUAUCCUGUUCCAAUCAACAUUUUCAGAAAGCAUUUCCUCUAUCCAUUGCAAACUUGAAUUGCUUCAGAAACUGUGUGAGACACUGAAAAGUGGCUCAGGAGUAAUGCGGGUUUUAGGCUUGGUCCUUGCCUUUGGAAAUUACAUGAAUGGAGGUAACAGGACACGAGGACAGGCAGAUGGCUUUGGGUUAGACAUUCUUCCCAAACUGAAAGAUGUCAAGAGCAGCGACAAUAGCAGAAGUCUUCUGUCAUACAUUGUGUCAUACUAUCUGCGUAAUUUUGAUGAGGAUGCUGGAAAAGAGCAAUGUAUCUUCCCUCUUCCAGAGCCACAAGACUUAUUUCAGGCUUCUCAGUUAAAAUUUGAAGAAUUUCAAAAGGAUCUCCGCAAACUUAAAAAAGACUUGAGAGCGUGUGAGACAGAAGCAGGCAAAGUUUGUCAGUUAUCGUUAGAAGAGCACAUCCAACCUUUUAAAGACAACAUGGAGAAAUUCAUUAGUCAAGCUAAAAUAGACCAUGAAAUGGAAGAGAAAUCCUUGGCAGAAACACAUAAAAGCUUUUUGGAGACUACAGCAUACUUCUGUAUGAAACCAAAAAUGAGUGAAAAGGAGGUGUCCUUAAAUGCUUUCUUCAGUAUUUGGCAUGAAUUCAGUUCUGAUUUUAAAGAGUUCUGGAAGAAGGAAAAUAAACUUAUUUUGCAAGAAAGGCUUAAAGAGGCUGAAGAAGUAUGCAGACAGAAAAAGGGGAAAUCAAUUUACAAUAUAAAACAAAAGCACGAUUCUGGAAUUAAAGCAAAGAUAAGUAUGAAAAUCUGA